AUGCUGUUGCUGCUCGCGCUGUGUUUGGCGCUACCGCUCGGCGCGGGGUCGCUGGAAGAGGCGCGGAACUGGGGCGGCGCUGAGGAGCAAGCUGGACUCAGGGUCCCGCGGCAAGCCCGGCUGCUGCAGAGACUGAAGGCCAAGCCCUUGAUGACCGACUUCUCCGUCAAGUCGACCAUCAUUUCCCGCUAUGCCUUCACCACGGUCAUCUGCAAAGUCCUCAAUAGGGCAUCCGAGGACCAGGAGAUGAACUUCCAGAUGCAGAUCCCUGCCACUGCCUUCAUCACCAACUUCACCAUGCUCCUUGGAAACAAGGUGUAUCAGGGAGAAAUUAAAGAGAAAGGGAAGAAAAGUGAUGCAGAGGUCAAAGAGAAAAGGAACAAAACCACAGAAGAUAAUGGGGAGAAGGGAACCGAGUCAUUCCGAGUGUCCGUGGUGGUGCCCAGCAAGGACCAGGUGUCACUGCAGCUCAGCUACGAGGAGCUCCUGCAGCGGCGGCUGGGGAAGUACCAGCACGUGGUCAGCGUGCGGCCUCAGCAGCUAGUGGGGCGGCUUACGGUGGAGGUGAACGUUCUGGAACAGUCGGGCCUUGUGGCGCUGGAGGUGCUGGGGCUCCAAAACAGCCGGCAGAAGGGCAGCGGGCGAACGGACAUGGAUUCCGGGCCACCUCCUUCGACAGUCAUCAGCCAGAAUGAAACGUUUGCCAAAGUUGUGUUUAAGCCGAGUGUGGUUCAACAGGCCAAGAUUGCCCAGAAUGGAAUCCUGGGAGAUUUCAUUGUUCGCUACGAUGUCAACCGGGAAGAAAACAUUGGGGACAUCCAGGUCCUCGACGGCUACUUCGUCCACUACUUUGCUCCCAAGGACCUGCCGCCCUUGCCCAAGAACAUCGUGUUUGUGCUGGACAGCAGCGCGUCCAUGGUGGGGACCAAGCUCCGGCAAACCAAGGACGCCCUCUUCACCAUCCUGCACGACCUCCGACCGCAGGACCGGUUCAACAUCAUCGGCUUCUCAAACCGCGUCAAAGUGUGGAAGGAUCACCUGGUCCCCGUCACUCCCGACAGUGUCCGAGACGGCAAAGUCUACAUCCACCACAUGACCCCCAGCGGUGGCACGGACAUCCAUGGCGCCCUGCAGCGGGCCAUCGAGCUCCUCACCACCUAUGUGGCCCACAACGCCAUCGAGGACCGCAGCGUGUCCCUUGUCGUCUUCCUGACGGACGGGAAGCCCACGGUGGGUGAGACCCACACGCCCAGGAUCCUGAAUCAUACGCGGGAGGCAGCGCGUGGCCGUGUCUGCAUCUUCACCAUUGGCAUCGGCAGCGACGUGGACUUCGCACUGCUGGAGCAGCUGUCCCUGCAGAACUGUGGCCUCACGCGGCGCGUGCUGGAGGAGGAGGAUGCAGGCGCACAGCUCAUCGGGUUCUAUGACGAGAUCCGAACCCCCCUGCUCUCCGACAUCCGCAUUGACUACCCACCCGGCGCCGUGGAGCAGGCCACCAGAACCUUGUUCCCCAACUACUUCAAUGGCUCCGAGAUCGUGGUGGCUGGCAGGCUGGCCAGCGGGCGGGAGGGGCCGCUGCACGUGGAGGUCACGGCCAGCAACAGCCACAAGUUUGUUGUCCUAAAGACGGACGUGGCUGUGGAGCCCGGGCCAGGGCGUGAGGGCCGCCUGGGGGCCCCCAACCCACUACAGCGCCUCUGGGGCUACCUGUCGGUGCAGGAGCUGCUGCGCGCGUGGCUGCACAGCCGGGAUGCACAGGAGCGGGAGCGGCUGAGGCUCGCGGCCCAGGCGCUGGCUGUGGACCUCCACUUCCUCUCGCCCGUCACCACCUUGAGGCUGAAGCCUCUCAGCGCCCGGGCUGAGCCGGGGGCCGGCACAGCUGCCGUAGAGGGUCCCGAGACCGUGGUACAGGCCCUGCAUGGCUCCAGCCCCCCUCGAGAACCUGCACCCCAGAAGGCAUCUGACCCCAGAAUUAAGAUCUCUAAAACCUCAGCGGACGGAGACCCCCACUUUGUGGUGGACUUCCCCCGCAACAAGCUCGCUGUGUGCUUCAACAUCGAUGGGCGGCCCGGGGACAUCCUGAGGCUGGUGUCCGACCACACGCACUCCGGUGUGACUGUGAACGGGGAGCUGAUCGGGGCGCCCGCGCCUCCCGGCGGCCACAAGAAGCAGCGCACGUACUUCCGCACGCUCACCAUCCUGGCCAACAAGCCCCGGAGGUCGUACCUGGAGAUCUCGCCCCAUCGCGUCAUCGUGGACGGCGAGGACAGGCUGGUCCUCCCCUGCAACCAGAGCACCGUGGUGAGCCGCUGGGGGCUGCAGGUGGCCGUGGCGGCCAGGGCCAAUGUCACAGUCACCAUCCAGGGCACUGUGGCCUUCGUCAUCCUCAUCCACCUCUACAAGAACCCAGCGCCCUUCCAGCGAGACCACCUGGGCUUCUACAUUGCCAACAGCACUGGCCUCUCAGGGCACUGCCACGGGCUCCUAGGCCAGUUCCUGGGCCAGGACGCCAAUCUCACACCACAGCCUACAGAGCCCCCCCAGCACCCUGGGGACCCUCCACUCCCAGCAGCCAAGCUCACAGUCCGAGGACACAGCGCCCCAGUGUUCUGGAAGCAGAGGAAGAUCUACAAUGGGGAGGAGCAGGUUGACUGCUGGUUUGCCCGCAGUGCGGCCCAACUGCUGGAUGGGGCGUACCAGGACUAUCUGGCCGCGCACCCCUUUGACGUGGACACAGCCUUUGUCCCGGGCCCAUCCCGGGCACACGGACAUUAGCGCCUCCUCACCG
Molecule: messenger RNA, 2788 nt
Organism: Sorex fumeus (smoky shrew)
Lineage: Eukaryota; Metazoa; Chordata; Mammalia; Eulipotyphla; Soricidae
Gene: ITIH5
Product: inter-alpha-trypsin inhibitor heavy chain 5
Exons: 14
Coding region: 1-2775 (924 amino acids)
Biological process (GO): hyaluronan metabolic process
Molecular function (GO): serine-type endopeptidase inhibitor activity
Source: RefSeq, a predicted model, not a curated record